Molecule: messenger RNA, 390 nt
Organism: Acanthaster planci (crown-of-thorns starfish)
Lineage: Eukaryota; Metazoa; Echinodermata; Asteroidea; Valvatida; Acanthasteridae
Gene: hddc3
Product: HD domain containing 3
Molecular function (GO): guanosine-3',5'-bis(diphosphate) 3'-diphosphatase activity
Source: RefSeq, a predicted model, not a curated record
AUGGAUCAGGCUGCUGUUCUUCAUGACACUGUGGAGGACACGGACACCACCUUUGAGGAGAUCGAGGUGCACUUUGGCAAAGAAGUGCGCGACAUCGUGGCAGAUGUCACGGACGACAAGACCCUUCACUGGCAGACGCGUAAGGACCUCCAGGUCACCAACUCACCCUUCAUCUGCCCCAAGGCAAAGCUGGUCAAGCUGGCCGACAAAUUGUACAACCUGCGAGAUCUCGAGAGAAGCAACCCGGUGGGCUGGACCAAGGAGAGAGUACAGACCUACUUUGAGUGGUCGGCCAAAGUGAUCAACGGUAUCCGGGGCACUAAUGAGAACCUAGAGAAGGAACUCGACAAACUCUUCAAGAAGCGAGAUGUUUUCCCAGAUGGCAUUUAA